AGAGUGAAGAAAUUGCAGUGAGUAGUUUGGUUGCUAUGCAUGUUAAUGACUUUGUACCCUGGGCUUGUGGAUCUGUUUUAAAAGAGGACAAGCAAGCAAGGCGAAGCUCAGAGUGAAGGUGGAAAACAGGCAGUGAAGGCAUCAGCACAGAAACAGUGCGAGCGACCGCAGCUUCUGUGAACUCCACACAGGCAGACCUCCAGGUAGCACAGUUUAAAGCUCAUCUCCAUAUUAUAAGUAACAGAAUAGGAAUUGGGACAUGAAACCUCUUUAUGCAGCAAUCCUAUUACUCAUUCUAGCAAUCUACACACUGCAAGUGGAAGGGUCAAAAUGCAAGUGUUCUAGAAAGGGUCCAAAAAUUCGAUUCACAGAUGUUCAGAAACUGGAAAUCAAACCAAGACAUCCGUAUUGUGAGGAAAAGAUGAUUAUUGUGACCAUGCAUGUUUCCCGACUUAGAGGACAACAGUAUUGCUUGCACCCUAAACUACACAGUACUAAGAAGUUCCUUAAAUGGUACACAAUAUGGAAAGAAAAGAGCAGAGUCUAUGAAGACUAAGUCAGUACUGCAAUGACUACAGCAAAUCAAUAUGAAGAAUGUCAAAAGGAGACCAACAGUUUUUUCCCAAUUUUAAGAUAGGGACUACAUUUAUGACUAUUUAAGCACUUGUUAUGAGGUGUGUAUUUUUAUGUUUUGUAGCAUGAAAGUCCCUUAAAACUCAUAACUUUACAUAUUCUCAUGAAUUUAACUGUCUACCUAAUUCUGAAAAUGGAAAGCCUUUGUGUCAUUUUAUAUGAGAAGUUGUGCGUGUUUGAGUUAAAGAGAUUAACAGUACCUAUGAGCUUUAUAAGUUCAUCAAGUAAACAAUCAUAGAUAAGGGACUUAACUACUUUUAUUCUUCUGCCUUGGCAUUAUAAUUUUAUUGUAUAUACCGUUGUCCUUUUUAAAAAAAAAAAGAAAAGAAAAGAAAAAAAAA
Molecule: messenger RNA, 974 nt
Organism: Rana temporaria (common frog)
Lineage: Eukaryota; Metazoa; Chordata; Amphibia; Anura; Ranidae
Gene: CXCL14
Product: C-X-C motif chemokine ligand 14
Exons: 4
Coding region: 260-556 (98 amino acids)
Biological process (GO): cell chemotaxis; antimicrobial humoral immune response mediated by antimicrobial peptide
Cellular component (GO): extracellular region
Molecular function (GO): chemokine activity
Source: RefSeq, a predicted model, not a curated record